AUCAAUGUUCAAUUUUUGAAUUCAAUGUUCAACUUGUGUUAAAUUUUGUUGUUUUUUGUUUGUGUAACUUUUAUUUCAUAUCAUACAAUCAUUCUUGGUUUUGUUUCUUAAUGAUGCUCAUUAGAAAUGUUUGAAGAUAUGUUACUAAAAUGGAUAUUGUCCAUUGAAAGUUUAAGGUCAUAUUGUGUGAUUCAAUUCAAUUAUAAUAUAAAUAUAUGAAAUUUUAUAGUCAAUUCAAUAGAGAAACAAACAGAGUACAUUGUACAUUUUCUUUCUAAUAUUAUAAUGGAAGAUAAAAAAGCUAUAGUGAAAAGUUUUGACAUGUCAGAUACAAUGUUACAAUUUGCUGUUGAUGUAGCUGCUGAAGCUAUGGCUAAAUAUACUGUUGAGAAAGAUAUUGCAAGUUGUAUUAAAAAGAAAUUUGAUGAAACACAUGGUACUACAUGGCAUUGUAUUGUUGGUAAAGAUUUUGGAAGUUUUGUCACACAUGAAGAUGGCAGUUUCAUUUAUUUCUACUUAGGAGAUCAUGCAAUAGUUCUAUUCAAGGCUGGUUAAACAAACCGUUUAAAUGUGUGUGUGUGUGUUCAAUUAUUCAUGUUCAAUAAAUAUAAUUGUCUUAAUAAAGG
This is a messenger RNA of Schistosoma turkestanicum, 626 nucleotides long. Lineage: Eukaryota; Metazoa; Platyhelminthes; Trematoda; Strigeidida; Schistosomatidae. The record is from the annotation of a GenBank genome assembly.